CACUUUGAAUUAAAUUAUAUAUCCAGUUAUUCUAGUUACGACAAUGCACGUUUGUUUGAGGAAAAGGAUGCUGUUAGAGAAGAAUUGGAUUUUUUUAAGAGAAAUGGAGGAGGUUUAGUAGUGGACAACACAACAUAUGGUAUUCAUCCAAAUGCAGAGGUUCUUGCUAAUUUAUCCAUGGCAACAGGGGUUAACAUCAUUGCAGGAACUGGUAUUUUAUUAUUUAAAAUACAUUCAAAUAUUUGUUUGCUUAUCUAUGCAAUGUGUUGUUAUCUAUGCAAUGUGUUGUUAUUUUUUUCGGAGAAAAAGGUGCUUCAGGCUGCAGCACAACUGGAGCGUGACACCGGAUGUCCGGUUAUAAUACACCCAGGGCGAGCACCAGAAGCUCCAUUUGAGAUAAUGAGGAUAUUUCAAGAGGCAGGAGGUCGAGCUAAUAGAGUUGUUAUGUCACACAUGGAUAGAACUAUAUCAGAUAUACCACAGCUGUUAGAGUUUGCGAGGUUAGGUUGUUAUAUAGAGUAUGAUUUGUUUGGUAUAGAAUGUUCAUAUUAUCAGCAGACACCUACCGUAGACAUGCCUAGUGACGCUCAACGUAUUGAGAGAAUGAAAAUUCUCAUAGAUAAUGGAUUUGAAGAUAAAUUAACUGCAUCACAUGAUAUACAUACUAAACAUCGACUUAUGAAGUAUGGUGGACAUGGUUUUUCUCAUAUUUUGUUACAUGUGGUACCAAAGAUGUUAGGCAGAGGUUUCUCUAGAGAUCAGGUCGACAAAAUUACUAAAACUAAUCCACAGACUUGGUUAACAUUUACAGGGACCAACCAGCAGCAACUAGUUUAAACAGGAAAGAGAUAUAUAUCUGACAGUCAUUUUAUAACAUGAAUUCUAAAAAUGUGUAUACAUGUACAUGCCAAAUUAGUCAUCUUUUAGAAAUUUGGAGAAUAUCUUACCAAAGGUUUUAGAAGUUGGUAGUUAUUUUUUGCCAAUAUUUAAUUGUUGCUAGAGUCAAAUAGGCUAAAUAAUAUUUGCAGACAUGGACUUUUUUUUUAGUUCGUAACGUAUCUGUAAACCAGGUAUUUUUAAGGCUGGGAAAGUAUAUGUGUUCACUUGAUAGAUACUUAAAUCAUUUGUUAGGCUAAUAAUUUUUGUAUGAAUUCUAUGGUUGUCACUUAAUUUUAUGCAAUGAAGAAUUAAAUUAAUAAAAUGUAAAGCAGUCAGUUAUAGUAUGUCUGUAUGAGGAAAUUGAGUGUUCAUGUGGUGAAGGUUUUAAUUGAUGUGUAAUGCAAUACUUAAAUAAAGAGCUUAAUUUUUCAUGUUCCUUAACAAAUAUUUGUGGGGCAUAUUAUUGUAAGUUUGCCCUUCUGUUAUACAUAUUGUCAUCUUUCAAUUACACUGAUUUAACUGUUACCUUAGAUAUUUUGUUUGGUGUGUUUGUACUUUUAUUCCUUGGACCUCUACCGAUAAAUUGGGUCAGGGUCAAGGUCACCAAGACUAAAAAUAGAUUUCCACCUUUUACUCAUAGUAAUGACAUAUUUUUGCUUUGUCAAAACAAUAUCGGGGGGAACAGUCAUCGAUGUAAUCUAAAUAUUUUUUUCUUUUUAACCAAUUAUCUUAUUUACCAUAGUUGAAAGAUUCGAUGAUUUAUUAUAUCAAUAUCAUUUUAUGGAUUAUAUAGAUGUAU
Molecule: messenger RNA, 1678 nt
Organism: Ruditapes philippinarum (Manila clam)
Lineage: Eukaryota; Metazoa; Mollusca; Bivalvia; Venerida; Veneridae
Product: phosphotriesterase-related protein-like
Exons: 5
Biological process (GO): catabolic process
Molecular function (GO): zinc ion binding
Source: RefSeq, a predicted model, not a curated record